AAGGUUUUUGGUUUCCUCUUGUAUAUAUAUUCAAGCAAUCAAAACAAACUAUCGUCACCUGCAACUCCUAAAUCCAUGGCUGCAGUCUCGCUGCCAUCUUCAUCUUCAGUGUUCUCCUUCUUCCUCACUACCAUCUUUCUUCUCUCCAUAUCAUCAUGGGAAGUUGAGGCUCAUCCAGUGCCUGCUUUGAUCAAUGAAAAGCUUUACAACAACUUGUUUCUACACAAGGACGACACUGCAUGCCCUGCAAAUAAUUUCUACACCUAUAGCUCCUUCAUCAGGGCAACCAAAUACUUCCCGAGAUUCGGCACCACCGGAAGUCUAGCCACCCGAAAGCGUGAGAUUGCAGCAUUUCUUGCUCAGAUCUCUCACGAGACCACAGGCGGGUGGGCUACUGCGCCCGACGGACCAUACUCGUGGGGUUUGUGCUUUAAAGAGGAGGUCAAUCCGGGAAGCAAUUACUGCGACGACACGAACAAGGAGUGGCCAUGCUAUCCUGGAAAAUCUUACAAAGGAAGAGGACCGAUUCAACUAUCUUGGAAUUAUAAUUAUGGUCAGGCAGGCAAGGCAUUAGGGUUUGAUGGACUUAAAAAUCCAGAAGUAGUAGCAAACAGUUCCCUAAUAGCUUUCAAAACAGCUCUAUGGUUCUGGAUGACGGAGCAAAAGCCGAAGCCCUCUUGUCACGAUGUCAUGGUAGGUCGAUAUGUGCUCACGCAAGCUGACAUUGCUGCAAAUAGGACUGUCGGAUUCGGGAUGGUGACGAACAUCAUCAACGGUGGACUCGAGUGUGGAAUAGGCAACGAUGCACGAGUAAAUGAUCGAAUUGGCUAUUUCAAAAGAUAUGCUAGUCUGUUUGGUGUUCAAACAGGACCAAAUUUAGACUGUGAAAAUCAGAAGUCCUUUUAGUUUUAUGUGACAGAACAAUAAGUUAGUCUAGCUCGCAAGUCUAAUAUAUUGUAUGUAUGUUCAUGCUUUGACAUGCAUCCAUCUCUAUUUAUAACAAUAAUCAUAGCUAGCGAGUUAUAUAUGGAUCUGUCAUCUGUCAGCCUGCUACGUACUUCUCUAUAUAUGAUUCUCUUUGAGAUCUCUCCGAUAGUUGUUUUAUAAAACAAUAAUAUAUAGCUAGCGAGUUAU
Molecule: messenger RNA, 1134 nt
Organism: Fragaria vesca subsp. vesca
Lineage: Eukaryota; Viridiplantae; Streptophyta; Magnoliopsida; Rosales; Rosaceae
Product: chitinase 10-like
Exons: 2
Coding region: 76-906 (276 amino acids)
Biological process (GO): carbohydrate metabolic process; cell wall macromolecule catabolic process; chitin catabolic process
Molecular function (GO): chitinase activity
Source: RefSeq, a predicted model, not a curated record